UCCCGGCAAGGGUACUCAAGGACACAGGUCAGCGAGGGUCAAUGAGACAAGCGCUGGGAAGCAGCAUCAGAAGUGUUUUGCACGCUACGCAAAUUCAACCAAUGAAUGCAGGAAGCGGACGUCUGUGACCAGCGCGGGGGUCCAUGGUCCCUCAGGCGCGCGGACGUCCGCAGGAGCUCGUGGUACAGGCAUCUGUCAAUGGAGCGGACGAUUUCCUCUGACAAGCAUCGAGGGCCCCUCUCAGAAGAUGAGUCUGGCAUCUUCAUGCCCCGAUGAAAAGCAUAUAAGGCCCUUCGAGUCGUUCAUCCGCUAUCUUCUUUCCUCAGGCUGGUCCUCGCAUUCAAACACUCUCUCACCCUACUGCUCAGGUCUCUGGUAGCCCUUGACACGACUCUCAAGCUCGCAAGCACCAUCAGCCACUCAACGCUCUCCUCAAACCGAUCCUCAAGCAUCUUUUUGCCCAGCACCAUGAAGUACUCGUACACGAUCGCCACCCUUGCCGUCGCCCUCUCGGCUGUCACCGUAUACGGCGCUCCCUUCGACAACGCCGCUCAUCCGCAAGAGAGAGGCAUUGCCGCGGAACCCCCGCACGCUCUUGUGCGCCGUCUGAGCUGGAGCGUCGAUGGGUCGAAGACCAACAACAACCAGUCUUCGAACAGUGAUGGAACAUUUGGCGGCGACAAUGUCAAUUCCAACCCCAAUGCCAGUUCCUCAGCAAUUCAGACAACUGAUCAGAGCAACAGUGGUAACAACUACGGUGGAGGAAACGGAUACGGUGGCAAGGGCGGCGAUGGCGCCCAUGGCGGAGGAAGCGAUUUCAACUGCAACGCUGGCAAGCGCGGCUUGGCCUGGCGUAGGGCCUUCGCUGAGCGUCGUGACCAGAACAGCCAUGGGAAUGGAGCAGGUGGAAAUAGCUACGACUCUGGAAACUGGCAGUCUCACGACUCGCACAAUAUCGACAAAUCUGUUGACAGUCACGACAAUAACCAGAAGGACUCGCACAACAAUUAUUCCAAGGUCUACAAUGGCGGCGGCGGUGGUGGUAACGUGAAGACGCAGAACGGUGGCUACGCCAGCAACACGUGCUUCAGUAUGAGGCGCGGCCUUGUCGGUGAGGAGAUGAAUGACCACGCCAACGGCCUUGCGGUCCUCCGCUCCCUUGGCGCCCUGACAGAACGCGACGUCGAGGACCCCCUCGAGGCCUUGGCUGCGCGCGAUGUUGGCUUCUCGGCGAGGAUGCUGGGUGUCGAGGGCCAUGACGAGUCCGAUGGCGCUCAGCGUCGUAGCUUCACCUUCGAGGACGGUCUCGCUCGCCGUGACGGCAAUGGGCUGGCGAUCCGGUGCGCCGAGGGCAGCGAGGGAUGCUCGGUUGCGAUGAGGAGGGAGGCGGAAGAGAUGCUCCGUGAGCAUGCUAUGGAUUUGGGCUUCCACUUUUGAGAUGGUGGGGUCUAGGGCGACGAGAGAAGAGCGCGCCGAUCUGUAGACGUUCGAUCCGAGCCUGUCCACAGUAGCGCUCUCUGCGAUGCGAAAUCUAUGCCCAUUACAAUCCCUCAUCUGCUUCGCCUUUUGCGUGUCCAGUGCCUCACUGCCUCCAAGCCUUUCCCGUGAUCUUCUCAUAGCAUUCCCUGUACUUCUCGCUUGUCUUCCUCGCUACGUCAUCCGGCAAUGUGAUC
Jaminaea rosea is the source of this 1673-nucleotide messenger RNA. RefSeq lists its product as hypothetical. The record is from RefSeq and is a predicted model, not a curated record. NCBI's taxonomy places the organism in Eukaryota, Fungi, Basidiomycota, Exobasidiomycetes, Microstromatales. The coding region runs from base 469 to 1437 and encodes 322 amino acids. The transcript has a single exon.